GGGGGCCGGAAGUGCGUGCGUGCGGCGGAAGUGAUCCUCCGGCGCGGUCCUCCAGGCCAGGGCCCUCAGCCAUCUCCACCCCCAGGUGGUUUGAACUUUGAGCCUUUUGUAGUCCUGAUGAAUAAUUUCAUUUUCCUCAAGUUUAUGACACUCGGAACGUCAAGAACUGGAGGUUUGUGCAAUUUGAGACCGGUCAGCACUGUGCAGAGAUCAGAGUACUAAGAGACAGAGAUUCAAAUGGCUUCCAGAGGAAAGACAGAGACAAGCAAAUUAAAGCAGAAUUUAGAAGAACAGUUGGAUAGACUCAUGCAGCAAUUACAAGAUCUGGAGGAAUGCAGAGAGGAACUCGAUACAGAUGAAUAUGAAGAAACCAAAAAGGAAACUCUGGAGCAACUAAGUGAAUUUAAUGAUUCACUGAAGAAAAUUAUGUCUGGAAAUAUGACCUUGGUAGAUGAACUAAGUGGAAUGCAGCUGGCUAUUCAGGCAGCUAUCAGCCAGGCCUUUAAAACCCCAGAGGUCAUCAGAUUGUUUGCAAAGAAACAACCAGGUCAGCUUCGGACAAGGUUAGCAGAGAUGGAUAGAGAUCUGAUGGUAGGAAAGCUGGAAAGAGACCUGUACACUCAACAGAAAGUGGAGAUACUAACAGCUCUCAGGAAACUUGGAGAGAAGCUGACUGCAGAUGAUGAGGCCUUCUUGUCAGCAAAUGCAGGUGCUAUACUCAGCCAGUUUGAGAAAGUCUCUACAGACCUUGGCUCUGGAGACAAAAUCCUUGCUCUGGCAAGUUUUGAGGUUGAAAAAACAAAAAAAUGACAUGGUGCAGAAGCUUAUAACAUUGAUCACAUUCUUACUGUAAAUGGUGUCUUUCUUCUGGGGGUUUUCAGUUAUUGCAAAGAAAUGAAGAGAUUCUGGAAAUGCAUCAAUAAUCUAAGAAAAAGCGACAUAAAAAUAUACUUAUGGCUUGUGUUUAUGCUCUUUAUCAUUGUGCGUUGUGUGGGGUUACUUGCUUGAGUGAUCCUGAACUUCUUGCAACAGAGGGACUCACUGGACUCUGUUAUGAUUUGUCUGUUUAAGAGAGAAAACAGAAAGUGGACUUGGUUUUUAUUAAGACUGUUCGUUUUUAAGUGUCGAUAGUGAAUGAAAAGAUGUGAAGUAAUGAUAUUUUUCUGCUUAUAACUUACCCCCACUCAUUGGAGUGAACAGUGAAGCAAGCUCAAUAGACUUCAUAAGUGUUCAGAGAAUUUUAGAGUUCUGAGUGAUCUUAGGAAAUCAUUUGUUUUUACAAACAAGGAAACUGAGGUCCAGAAAGAGCACGCGACUUGCUUAAAGUUGCAUCAGAGAGCUAAGGGUAAGACUCAGGUGUCCUGACUCCCAGUUUAGUGUCUGUUGAAUUUUAUUUCUGUACCAUUUAAAAAAUAAUAAUUAACACUAUUUGUGCAAGUCAGUGUUUUUGAAAAUUCAGUGUCCCAAUAAAAAGUUGACUGCACACUGAGGGACCAUCCCCAGCCUGUAAGCUGUCUGUAUGAAUGGGGCCCGUUGUAUCUCGGAAUUUUGAGGUUGAAACAAUGGGAGCCCUGUUGAGCGUCUCCUAAAGUGACUCAACCGCCUGCGUUGUUUCACCAGGGAAGCAAUAGGAAAUGGCAGCUAGAGGCCCUCCCUCUGUGUGACCUCUUGUCACACUCAGAGGCGGGUAACUGUCAGCUGUUAUCUACUCUUCAGGUUUUGGAGAAACACAAAAUAAGUUAUGAGGAAAAGCAAAUUUCUCUCCUGAGUAUUUACAUGUCUCUGCGUAUGCUCAAAUAUGUAGAUGUGUCCAUAUGCAUGUAUAUUAGCUUAUUUCUUAGGCUCUGGCCAUUUUAUAUUAUUUCAUGUGCUUCUAAAAAUUCUUUUUCUUUGCACUUUAUACAAAUUAAAAGCAUUUUUAAAGCU
This is a messenger RNA of Macaca mulatta (Rhesus monkey), 1926 nucleotides long. NCBI's taxonomy places the organism in Eukaryota, Metazoa, Chordata, Mammalia, Primates, Cercopithecidae. The record is from RefSeq and is a predicted model, not a curated record.